Molecule: messenger RNA, 493 nt
Organism: Microdochium trichocladiopsis
Lineage: Eukaryota; Fungi; Ascomycota; Sordariomycetes; Xylariales; Microdochiaceae
Exons: 1
Coding region: 154-423 (89 amino acids)
Source: RefSeq, a predicted model, not a curated record
GGGGAGAGUAGGCUGCCCGCCUUUUUACUGCAGGCGGGUGAUUGUGUGGUGCACGCGCAGGCACCGCGCGCUGGGCUGGGCUGGGCUGGGUGUGUGUCUGGGUGCAAGUGAGUGCGCCUGCCCGCCGCCUGUGCUUGGGGGGGUGCGCCAGGCAUGAGCAGGAGUGUGUGUGUGUCUGGUGCGUGUGUGUGUGUGUACCUCUGUUUGGGUGUGCCUGCCUCUUGCUGGCCUGGGCUAGCCCGGGCGGGCGCUUCCUCCUCCUGUCCCCUGGGGGACAGGCUGGCGUGCACCUUGCUUUGCGCAGCCAGGAAGGAGCGACUGCCCACUUGGGCGGGAAGGAGGAGCUGGCCCGCCGGGCGUGUUGACGCACGCAGCCAGCCAGCCAGCCAGCCAGGCAGACCAAGGCGAGGGACGGCCAGGUGAGGGGGGGGCGCGAGCAGGGCCUGGGCAGAUUGGAGUGGCAUGGGCGUGAGUGAUUUUGGCUCGCCCCUGC